GGCAUCCUAGUAUGUCUGGAAUCAAGUGACAGUAGUAGCCUAUAAGCUUCAAAAUUCUCGGCAUCCCCAAAAAUCUUUUAAUUUUCUUUUCGGUCAACUACUCCAAAAAUUUAAAGGCCAACAAGGGACCUCUCCCAAGGACAAGUCAGGAUGGUGCGUGUAAUUGAGGACAUGUUCGGCAUAGCCGUCAACCCGAUGUCCCAGAAGACAGACCGCGUUCGCCGCUUCACGUUGUCCACGGAGCGUGGCAUGUCCGUCUCCAUAAACACAUUGGGCGCCACAAUCCAGUCGGUAAUGGUGCCAGACUUUAAUGGCAAGCUGGAGGACGUGUGCCUGGGCUACGAUGACGUGGCCGGAUAUUACCGCAACCAGCCGCUCUACCUUGGGGCCACCAUCGGGCGGGUGGCCAACCGGACAUCUGGAGGCCGUUUUAUGCUCUGUGGCAAGGAGGUGAGUGUGAGCCGGAACGGUCGGGAUCGCUACCACAUAAACGGAGGCUUUGUGGGCUUCGAUAGCGUCAUCUGGGACGUGGUCGGUGUGCACAAGGACGGCAUCACACUGCAGCAUAUCUCGCCGGACGGGCACGAAGGCUACCCCGGAGAGCUGACCACCAACAUCAACUUCUCGCUCAAUGAUACGGGCUGCUUCGGGAUGCGGAUCGAGGCGCGAACGAAGGCCACCACGGCGGUGAAUAUCUCGAACAACAGCCACUUCAACCUGGCUGGCCAUGGCGCCGGCAAGGAGGCGCUCUACCAGCACAUGCUGAUGAUCAAGGCCCAGAAGAUCGUCGACGUCAAUCAAGAUCUUCUACCAACUGGCAAGCUGAUGCGCGUCCGCACCACGCCCUACGACUUCUCCAGCCUGGUCAGUCUCGGCAAGCGCCUGAACCAGUUGAUCUCCUGUCCCCUUAGCGGCUUCGACAACAACUUCUGUGUGGACGUCUCCCCCAACCGCGUCCAACUGGUAGCCCGCGUCGUGCAUCCUUGCAGUGGACGCUUCAUGGAGGUGCACACCAACCAGCCGGGCCUCCAUUUCUCCACGGCCAACAAUUUUCCGGAUGAGGAUAGCGAUGCACCGGCGAACCCGGGCAAGGGCGGAGCGAAGUACGUCCGCCACGGAGCUUUUUGUGUGCAGACACAAAAGUAUCCGGACGCCAUGAAUCACUGCAGCUUCCCUACGGUUGUCCUGAAUCCGGGACAGCUCUACGACCACCAGGUGGUUUAUCGAUUUGGUGCCUGUCCCAAGAGAGUUUAGAACGAACACCCGCCGCAAUCCCGAGUGGAGCCUCUUGAAAUUCAACUUAAAGUAAUUUUAGAUCCAAGUAAAACAGUUUUUAACGGAAUAUUAAAAUA
This is a messenger RNA of Drosophila kikkawai, 1352 nucleotides long. RefSeq names its product galactose mutarotase. Lineage: Eukaryota; Metazoa; Arthropoda; Insecta; Diptera; Drosophilidae. Gene Ontology annotation, biological process: glucose metabolic process; beta-D-galactose catabolic process via UDP-galactose, Leloir pathway. The record is from RefSeq and is a predicted model, not a curated record. Gene Ontology annotation, molecular function: aldose 1-epimerase activity; carbohydrate binding.